AUGGCCGGUGACUUUAAUGACAUAAUAUGUAGCAGUGAGAAGAAAGGUGGCUCUAAUUCGGAUUUAGCGAAAUAUAGGAGAUUCCAAUCUUUCUUGGAUAACUGUCAGGUAAUGGAUAUUGAUGUUACUGGUGCUAAGUUCACGUGGCAGGGACCAAAGUGGAAUAAUCUUGAUAAAGUUUAUAAGAAACUCGAUAUAAUUUGUGCCAAUCUUCAAUGGAGGGUUGAAUUUGAAGAUGCUAAAGCACGUGCUCUUCCAAGGGUUCUAUCUGAUCACAAUCAUUUUCUUCUAAAUUUGGCUAGAAAAUCUCAACACUGGAAGCAAAGACCUUUCAGGUUUGUAGCGACUUGGAUGGAUCAUCCUAGUUUUGAUAGUCUAAUGGAGGAAAAGUGGAAGAAGUCUGAAGAGAUAACUUGUAUGCUACCCAAUUUUGCGCACCAUCUUCAAAGAUGGAAUAAGGAGAUUUUUGGUGAUAUUAACAGAAGAAAGAAAACUUUGUUGCAGAAUAUUGCCAAUAUUCAAAAAAGGAGGGAAAGUAGUGAUUGA
Messenger RNA from Gastrolobium bilobum, 546 nucleotides. RefSeq lists its product as uncharacterized. The coding region runs from base 1 to 546 and encodes 181 amino acids. The transcript has a single exon. Lineage: Eukaryota; Viridiplantae; Streptophyta; Magnoliopsida; Fabales; Fabaceae. The record is from RefSeq and is a predicted model, not a curated record.